Necator americanus (New World hookworm) is the source of this 1392-nucleotide messenger RNA. RefSeq lists its product as uncharacterized. Gene Ontology annotation, molecular function: structural molecule activity. The record is from RefSeq and is a predicted model, not a curated record. Bases 1 to 1392 code for a protein of 463 amino acids. The transcript has 12 exons. NCBI's taxonomy places the organism in Eukaryota, Metazoa, Nematoda, Chromadorea, Rhabditida, Ancylostomatidae. Gene Ontology annotation, biological process: ubiquitin-dependent protein catabolic process. Gene Ontology annotation, cellular component: proteasome regulatory particle, lid subcomplex.
AUGUCAGGAGGGACUGUAAUGGAUCACAUCACGUCUCUUCCUCACCAGAACGAGCAAAAUGUCAUUCGCCAUCUGACAAAUUUCGUAAAAACACCAGCUUCUGGUGAUGCAGACAUCAAAAAGAAAGAAGAGUCGAUUAUGGAGCUUGGCAAUAUGCUCGCUAAGAAUAAACAAACAGAAGAAUUGCGAAAGAUGAUCGAACAGACUCGUCCUUUUCUCGUUUCCUUAGGAAAGGCAAAAGCCGCGAAGCUUGUCCGAAAUUUAGUGGACUUGUGCCUCAUGAUAGAUGACCAGGAUGGUGACAUUAAGAUUGAACUGGUCCGUGAAUGCAUCCAGUGGGCUAUGGAUCAGAAUCGUACAUUUCUUCGUCAGACACUCGAAGCUCGGCUUAUACGACUGUUCAACGAUCUCCACAGAUACACACAAGCCUUGCCUUUAGCUGCUGAUCUUAUACGUGAACUAAAGAAAUUGGAUGACAAAGACGUACUUGUGGAAGUGGAAUUGGAAGAAAGUAAAGCAUUCUAUCAUCUUGGAAACAUUGGAAGGGCUCGCGCUUCACUCACUGGAGCACGAACAACAGCGAAUGCAAUUUAUGUGCAACCGAGAAUGCAGGCAGCUCUAGACCUGCAGUCCGGGAUUCUCCAUGCAGCCGACGAAAAAGACUUCAAAACAGCGUUUUCUUACUUCUACGAAGCUUUUGAAGGUUAUGACUCAGUUGAUGAGAAGAGUUUAGCAUUGCUGUCAUUGAAAUAUAUGCUUCUUUGCAAGGUUAUGCUUGAUGUGCCAGAUGAUGUAAGUACGCUGCUAACGGGUAAACUCGCCCUCAAGUACUCCGGUUCUGAUUUGGAAGCGAUGCGUGCGAUUGCCGCGGCUGCAAAAAAGCGUAGUCUUGCUGAUUUUAACACCGCUUUUGGUGCAUAUCCCCAAGAGUUGCAAAUGGAUCCAGUUGUACGCAAACACUUUAACUCCCUUAGUGAAAGAAUGCUCGAGAAAGACUUGUGUCGUAUCAUUGAGCCCUACUCGUUUGUUCAAAUUGAUCACAUUGCGACCAGCAUCGGUAUCGAUCGGGAAAAGGUUGAGAAGAAGUUGUCCCAAAUGAUUCUCGACAAGAAAUUCAGCGGUUCAUUGCACCAAGGUGACGGAAUGUUGAUCGUCUAUGAUGUCUCACCACCAGACGCCACAUAUGAAACAGCAUUAAAAACGAUUCACGCGAUGGGCGAAGUGGUUGAUGCCCUAUACCAAAGAGCGAGCAAAAUUCGUGGAAAAUCCAGCACAGCGCCCGCCAGUGUGCUCUGCUCAUCGUACGGAGCAGGGCUUACCUACGGGUUUCAUAUCCGUUUUUCUUGUCCCGCUGCUCGUGCAAGCGUACAAGGAACACUCAAAGGUGAAUGA